Molecule: messenger RNA, 1875 nt
Organism: Chelonus insularis
Lineage: Eukaryota; Metazoa; Arthropoda; Insecta; Hymenoptera; Braconidae
Product: elongation of very long chain fatty acids protein 1-like
Exons: 6
Coding region: 371-1156 (261 amino acids)
Biological process (GO): sphingolipid biosynthetic process; fatty acid elongation, saturated fatty acid; fatty acid elongation, monounsaturated fatty acid
Cellular component (GO): endoplasmic reticulum membrane
Molecular function (GO): fatty acid elongase activity
Source: RefSeq, a predicted model, not a curated record
UUGACGGCAGUGAAUUAAUCGUGUGUAGGCAAAAUACUAUGGACAUAAUCUUUCGAUUCGAAAUGUAUGUUGGUUGGCUUACAUAAAUGUAACAAAGUAGUAUGACAUUUUGUACAUCAGCGAUGCUUUAUUGCAAUGUAACGUGGUUGUCGUUGUUCCCAUAUGCCGCGUGAGUUUGCAACUUGUUCUAAUGUUAUUCUGACUUAUUCCACUACGUUCUUGUAUUACUCAUUUAACGAUAAAGUGGUUAAAACGAUAAGUUAGUCGUGUAAGGGACUCUCAAUAGUCGAUAAGUGUCGUUACUUGGUGACGUCCUUGCUUGUAGAUUUUACUAUUUUGCAUUUAUUACUUUAUUGUUUGUUCUUAGGAAAUGGAACUCAUGGAAGUGUAUCAUUAUCUCAUCGAAAAAAUAUCAGAUCCCCGGGUGGCUAAAUGGCCGCUGAUGGCUAGUCCUUUUCCAAUAGCAACAGUUAUUUUGGCAUAUUUACUUUUUGUUCUCUACAUUGGACCAUGGUUCAUGAAGAAUCGGCAGCCUUAUUCACUUAACAGAGUGAUGAUUUUUUAUAAUAUUUUUGUUGCAUCUGCAAGCGCUAUAGUUUUUUAUGGAUUACUCACAUCUGGCUUCACUACAAAACUCUCGUGGGGUUGUGAACCGGUCGAUUUCUCUUAUGAUCCGGAGCCUAUGAGUAUGGCCAGAUGGGUAUGGUGGUUGAUGAUUCUAAAAAUGUGUGAGCUCGGGGAUACUAUAAUUUUUGUAUUACGUAAAAAAUUCAAUCAAACAUCUUUUCUACAUAUUUAUCAUCACGCUACAACAGUCUGCCUCGCUUGGAUUGCUUGUAAAUAUGCACCUGGUGGCAUGUGGACAUUCAUUAUGAUACCAAAUUGUUUGGUCCAUAUUAUUAUGUAUACUUACUAUUUAUUAGCAAGCUUAGGACCACACAUACAGAAAAAACUUGCACCUUGGAAACCUUGGAUAACAAUUCUACAAUUGGUCCAGUUCACUAUAAUGGUCAUUCAUACAUCGCAAUCUCUACUGCCAUCCUGUGAACCAACGCGGAAACCACUAGCAUUUAUUUAUAUGUCUCAAGUGCUUAUAAUGUUUUAUUUAUUUUUAGAUUUUUAUAAGAAAACGUAUCUAAGUAAAAAAUCCGAGUAGUUAAAAGUGUGCGUUCAAAUCAAAUAUAUUUAACUAAAAAUUGCGGUAAAGGCAAGAUAUGCCUGUUUUUGUACUUUUUUCUUAACAGUAAAGUUUGGAAGAUCCUCACUUUGCAAUUCCACUAAAUUAUUUAUAUGAAUCGAAUCCAUGUCAAUUUUUCAACAUUUUACAAAAAAACACUUCCUUAUAUGAAAAAAUUAUUGUGAGCCCUCACGUUGUAGAUAGUUAUAAGCGGCCUGAAUUACCUCCGUCACUAGUGCAUGCUGGCAUCGAAUUAGCAUAGUGGAUUAGUGUGUUGGAGGUUUUAAGUCGACAUGCAUGGUCGCACGCCGAUAAGACUUUAUUAACGCGUACAAGCUAUCUAUCCUUUUCUCGCGCUAUUUCAAUGGCGUGUGAGUUACACCCAGUUCUAUACAACAAUAUUUUUUCCAGUUUUAUAAGAAUAUGUAGCUUUUUAUAUAUCACCUAUCUCAAUCGCUUCCAUGCAGUCUUAAUCACGAAAAUAUAUGUACACCAUAAUUAUCGAUUAGUAAAAUUACACUCAAUAUCAAGUACAUUCAUAUUUUAUUUCUCGCAGAGUUUGCAUAUAAAAUUUUUAACGAUUGUACUAUUAAAAUGGUAUGAAAAUUAAACGGGUGAAAGUGUCGCAAUAAACCUCUUAUUCUAAUAGAAACAAGUUCUGUAUAUGAAAAUAAUUAAAUCAUUCAUCAAAUACUAAA